CUUAAAAAGCAGAACUGUUCUGCUCACCCAUUUCAAAAGAUAGUUCUUCAAUUUAGGAUAAACCUGCAGACGUCUGUCGAUACAGCUGUUGAAAUAUAUCAUCAAAAGAUCACUGUUCUUGAGUAGAUCAGAAAUCAUCAGAAUACAGAAAAUGCCAAUUCCAUACGAAAGUUUGCAUGGCAGCCAAUGGUCUCCAAGGAAGCGUGCAGGUGUUGUGACCAUAGUUUUUGCAAUGGGAGCUCUGACUGUACUGGGCGUCAUACUAGCCGUGACUGUGUUGGAACGGCCCCAACCUGCUCACAACGGGACACUUCCUGCGAAUAACGUGUCUGCUGAGAAUGCUUCGACUGACCAAUGCAGAAUUAUUCUAGUGGAGAGCAUUCCCUUGGGUGUGACCUAUGACGAGGACAACGUCACCUUUGGUGUCCCACUGGAACAAGCCUGGAACGACCUCAUCUCCCUGGCCACUGAGAACGUCGAGGUGGCUUCUUUUUACUGGACCUUGACUGGUGGAGAUGUAAACGUCAAUUCCUCCUCUGAACUACCUGGUGUGAGUAUUCUGGAGAGAUUAAAAAAGUUGCCUAGGAGGAACGUGGCGGUGCGGGUGGUCACCAGUGAGCCCACUGUUUCGAACAACUCUACUGACCUCAAUAUUCUGCUUGAGAACGGGGUGGAGGUAAAGAGGGUGGAUUUUGGACGAUUGACUAAGGGAGUUCUUCACAGCAAAUUCUGGAUAGUAGACAAACGUCAUGUUUUUAUCGGGAGUGCCAACAUGGAUUGGAGAGCCCUCACAGAGGUUAAAGAAUUAGGAGUGCUCAUCUACAACUGCACCAGCCUAGCAAAGGACCUCUACAAGAUUUUCCAGUCUUUCUGGGAGAUGGGCGAAUCCAACAGCUCCCUGCCUGAACCAUGGCCCUCACACUACGACACUGCCAUUAACAAAGAUCACCCCCUGGUGGUGGAAGAUGGUAAUGUUUCCAGCAGAAUCUACCUAUCAGGUUCUCCUCCAUCAUUCUGCCCCUCCUCCCGGACACUGGAUCUCGAGGCCAUCCUCUCGACCAUCUCAGAAGCCGAGCGCUUUGUCGAUGUAGCCGUGAUGGCGUAUUCCCCAACCUCAUGGCUGGAACACCACAGAAGCUACUGGCCGGUCCUCGAUAACGUCCUCAAACGGGCAGCGUUCGAGCGGGAGGUUAAGAUCCGGAUGCUGAUCAGCUGUGGGCGGGACUCCAACCCGGCCAUGCUGCAUCACCUUCGAUCCCUCGCUUCCUUUAAUUACCCCCCCCAAAACAUCCGUAUCCUAGUGAGACUGUUUGUCGUACCUGUGGGAAACAAGACGGAUAUUCCUUAUGCGAGAGUAAACCAUAACAAAUACAUGGUCACUGAUAAAGUAUCAUACAUUGGUACUUCAAACUGGAUUGAGGAAUACUUUUCAAACACAGCAGGUGUCGGCCUGGUCGUUUCUGAACAGGCCCUAGACCCGCUUCAGAAGACCACAACACUGCAUCACCAACUUAAGGCCGUGUUUAAUAGGGACUGGAACUCUGAAUUUGCUGUAGACCUUGAUAACCUGGGCCAUAAUCCUGACUGUGCACUAUCAAGCGCACACAGAUAACAAAUUAGUUAGGACGGAAUGGCCAGGCAAACUUCUAAUUAAUCAAUGCUAUAUCCCAUUCAAAAUGUUAGCACAAUUAUGAUUGUGUUAUCGUGUUGAUAUCUUAAUCAUGUCUUGAAAUAUUUUAUGAUGCGAGCUUUUAGGGAGAUUAAUAUAGAACCGUCAGGGCCGCUCCACCAUAGUGUCGUUGUAUUUUAAAUCUUAAAUGGCAACCUAAAAUCCAAUAAUCUCUGCUGUAUUUUAACAUGGUAAUGGUGGAGAGCAUACAUAUAACAUUGUUUAGUGUGUGGUCAUAUAACCUACAACUUCGUCACAGGAAAUUAAACCAGGCUGUCUUUCUACAGAUUUUCCUGAGAUAAAGUAUAUUUAUGUGUAAAUGUUAUGUUUGUGUCCCAUAUGAGAUGUCUUGGUUUCACACCCGUUAUACAAUUUUAAAUGGGCAAAUGUUUAUAAAGAAGCUGUUGGAGAACCUUAUUCAAUAUUUUAUUAUUAA
This is a messenger RNA of Gadus chalcogrammus (walleye pollock), 2105 nucleotides long. RefSeq names its product 5'-3' exonuclease PLD4-like. The transcript has 11 exons. The record is from RefSeq and is a predicted model, not a curated record. Gene Ontology annotation, molecular function: catalytic activity. Lineage: Eukaryota; Metazoa; Chordata; Actinopteri; Gadiformes; Gadidae. The coding region runs from base 152 to 1612 and encodes 486 amino acids.